This is a messenger RNA of Aphanomyces astaci, 1544 nucleotides long. RefSeq lists its product as hypothetical. Gene Ontology annotation, biological process: protein O-linked glycosylation. The record is from RefSeq and is a predicted model, not a curated record. NCBI's taxonomy places the organism in Eukaryota, Oomycota, Saprolegniomycetes, Saprolegniales, Verrucalvaceae. The transcript is spliced from 4 exons. Gene Ontology annotation, cellular component: Golgi apparatus. The coding region runs from base 46 to 1137 and encodes 363 amino acids. Gene Ontology annotation, molecular function: alpha-1,3-mannosyltransferase activity.
GACCAAUCCAAUACUCCCGCCACUGCACAAGCGCUGGCCGCCACCAUGCUCAUGUCGUCGCGGCAUGCAACGGAGCGGUACUUAGCACGGACACGCGUGAUGCCUCUCCUUGGCACAUGCAUCAUGUGCUUGUUCGUAGUGUACAUCUGCAUGAUCAGUACAUCGGCCGUCGCCAUGAAGGAUGGCAAGGACGUGUACGAGUCGAUCAGCAAAGACCAAUGGCUCGUUCAAAUCCAGCGCCACCACGACUUCUCGUCGAUUCGCCGUGGCAUCCUCGUAUGUGUGUUCGACGCGAUGAUUCCCAUGGCGGCGUCGUUGGUGCUGGAACUCCGAGCGCUGGGCAACACGGACCUGAUCCAAAUGUAUCACUGCAACGGCGAACUCUCGGCCGCGUCCCACCGCAUCCUGUACAUGCUGGACGCGCGGCUGGAGAUCGUAGACGUGUGCAAAGACUUUGUUGCGUCCGGGCGCCUUCCUGCGGCCAAAGCAAACGACUUCCGCAGCUUCUGGUUGAAGCCACUGGCGCUCGUGCACACGCGGCUCGCGGAAGUGAUCCUUCUGGACGCGGACGACCUCAUGUUCCACGACCCAAGUCAGCUCUGGCAAACUCCGGGGUACAAGGAGACGGGCACAGUGUUCUUCUACGACCGCGAAGUAGCGAAAGCCGAAUACCUUAACAACUGGUCGGUCCACCGAUUCCAGCGCAUGCUCAACCUGCACGUGCUCGUCGACACCUUUGAGUAUGCCCAGUUCCACCUGAUGAAACGCCCAUCCAAAUACCUUGAACGCACGUUAGCCUGGAAUAAGCACUCUGCCCACGAACAAGACUCGUCCAUCGUCGUCGUAAACAAAGGCGCCACGUCAUCCGUCGCCAUGGACGUGCUGUACCAUCUGGUGAUGCACACUCGGUACACGUUGGACUUCUCGUACGGGGACAAGGAGCUCUUUUGGCUCGCCUUUGAGCUCGCCCAAGUCCCGUACUCGUUCUCGCCGUGGGCCAACACUGCCGCCGCCAGCCCCGGCAACAUGGAAAAGCAUCCGGAUACGAUAUGCGGGGGUCUGGCGCAGUGGAUGCCGUUGGCGGAGGCCAAGUCGGUGCUGUUGCAUAUCAAUGGCGGGUACGACGCGUACUACUAGUGGUUUGAAGGGGAGUGAAUGACGUGGGGUAGGUACAUUUUCAACCCGUAUGUCAACCACGACAUGUCGUCGUUACAAGAUCCGGCCGCGCGAGUUGCUGAGCUCGUUGCUGCGAUCCCGACCCACGUGUCUCGGCAACGGAAGCGCUCGAAACCGCUCACGACCCCCGAGGAUGCGGCCAAUCCGGACGGGUUCUGGCCCCAGGAGUGCCUGUACAAGCGCGGGUCGGAAGCCAUGCGACCCCAGGACGUCCGCGCCAUCGAGCGGCGGAUACACAGUGCCAUGCGCAUCGCAAUGAUCCAACAACGGGAACUCGCCCUCGACAAGCUCAAGAAGAAGCAUUGACACACAUCAUUUCGAAUUCUGUAAUGCAAUGGAAAACACAACCCUCUAUUAUUUGUAGUCGG